CCCCCAUUCACUCCCCCCCACUACUCUUUUUUCACUACCUAGUCUUCUUCUUCUUCUGUUCAACAAUGGAUUCUCUCACUCUCUUUUGUACCGCCUCUCUCGUAGCCGGCGGCUUGUACUGGUUCAUCUGCAUUCUCGGCUCAGCCGAGCGCAAGGGCAAGCGCGCCGUCAACCUCUCCGGCGGCUCAAUCGCCAAGGAAAAUGUCCAGGACAAGUACGAACAGUACUGGACUUUCUUCCGCCGCCCCAAGGAAAUCGAGACGGCGGAGAAAGUGCCGGCCUUCGUCGACACCUUCUACAAUCUCGUCACCGACAUCUACGAGUGGGGCUGGGGCCAAUCGUUCCAUUUCUCCCCCGCCAUCCCCGGAAAAUCGCACCGUGACGCCACGCGCCUCCACGAGGAGAUGGCAGUGGAUCUACUCAACGUGAAGCCAGGAUCCAGAAUUCUCGACGCCGGCUGCGGAGUCGGCGGCCCGAUGCGCGCAAUCGCCGCCCAUUCCGGCGCUAACGUAGUCGGGAUCACCAUUAACGAGUACCAGGUGAAACGGGCCCGAUUACACAACAAGAAGGCCGGGCUCGAGAAACAGUGCGAGGUCGUGUGCGGAAACUUCCUAGAAAUGCCGUUCGAGGACAACAGCUUCGACGGCGCGUACUCAAUUGAAGCGACAUGCCACGCGCCGAAGCUGGAGGAGGUGUACAGCGAGAUCUACAGGGUUAUGAAGCCCGGAUCCCUAUACGUAUCAUACGAGUGGGUGACAACGGAGCUGUACCGCGGGGAAGACGCGGAACACGUGGAGGUGAUCCAGGGGAUCGAGAGGGGAGACGCGCUGCCGGGGCUCCGCCACUACACCGACAUAGCGGAGGUGGCUAAAAAGGUAGGGUUUGAGGUUGUACAGGAGAAGGACUUGGCUAAACCCCCAUCCAACCCGUGGUGGACCCGGCUCAAGAUGGGCCGAUUCGCCUACUGGAGGAACCACGUUAUGAUAACGGUGCUCGCGUGGGUGGGAAUCGCGCCCAAGGGCGUGGUGGACGUGCACGAGAUGCUAUUCGUGACGGCGGAUUACCUGACCAGGGGAGGAGAGACCGGGAUUUUCACUCCGAUGCACAUGAUUCUCUGCAGAAAGCCCGAGUAAGUUUUGCUUUUUCCGGUUCGGUUUUUUUUUUUUUUUUUUUUUUUUGAAUGUAAUGUACACGGAGAUUGACCCCCCACCCACCCACCAUUGGAGGGAGGUCGAUUUUUGUGGUCUGUCCGUCUGUCAUCACUAUUUCUUCUGCUUUUUAGCUUCCUUUGGUUAUUAUUGGGAUUUUUUUUUUGUUUUAAUUAAUUUAACAGCUUUUAAUUUAAUUUUUAUUUUGUUGGUGGGGUUCUUAGAUUCAUUUAUGCAUUGUACUUUUAGAAAAUCAGAACUGCUGUGUUUUAAUUUAAUUGAAUUGAAUUGUCAA
This is a messenger RNA of Erythranthe guttata (spotted monkey flower), 1443 nucleotides long. RefSeq names its product 24-methylenesterol C-methyltransferase 2. NCBI's taxonomy places the organism in Eukaryota, Viridiplantae, Streptophyta, Magnoliopsida, Lamiales, Phrymaceae. The record is from RefSeq and is a predicted model, not a curated record. Gene Ontology annotation, biological process: steroid biosynthetic process. Gene Ontology annotation, molecular function: S-adenosylmethionine-dependent methyltransferase activity.